AUGGAGCCUUUUCCGAGUGCAAUGUCCCUGACAUACGCCAGCAUGCGACAAACCUUACCUCCAUUGAAGGCAAGCUACUUUCGGAGUACAAACUCAAUGGAGUCUUUUUUCGAGCGUUAUGUCCCCAACAUAUGGCCCCAAGCGACAAGCCUUACCUCCUUUGAAGGCAAGCUACUUCCUGAGUACAAACUCAAUGGAGUCAUUUUCAAGCUCUAUGUCCCUGACAUACGCACGCAGGCAACAAGUCUUAUCUCCAUUGAAGGCAAGCUACUUCCCGAGUACAAACUCAAUGAAGUCAUUUUCGAGAGCUAUGUUCCUGACAUACGCAUGCAGGUGACAAGCCUUACCUCCAUUGAAGGCAAGCUACUUCCCAAGUACAAACUCAAUGGAGCCUUUUUCGAGUGCAAUGUCCCUGACAUACGCCAGCAUGCAACAAACCUUACCUCCAUUGAAGGCAAGCUACUUCCCGAGUACAAACUCAAUGGAGCCUUUUCCGAGUGCAAUGUCCCUGACAUACGCCAGCAUGCAACAAACCUUACCUCCAUUGAAGGCAAGCUACUUUCGGAGUACAAACUCAAUGGAGUCUUUUUUCGAGCGCUAUGUCCCUGA
Messenger RNA from Prunus armeniaca (apricot), 609 nucleotides. Lineage: Eukaryota; Viridiplantae; Streptophyta; Magnoliopsida; Rosales; Rosaceae. The record is from the annotation of a GenBank genome assembly.